AGAAAAAUAUCGAGAUUUUAGUUUACAUGACGACGGUCGUACUGUUCAUAUUCGUUUGCUUUAACAUUGAUGUGUGUCUUGAGAAACCUCUCUUCUCUUAAAAAUGUCGAAAAAAGGGAAAGAAUAUUUGUGUAAUAUUACUGCCACGCUGUCACUCAUACCUUGUAUUCACCUCAAUAAUCUCAACACAACUUCGAUUUCAGGUUGAGCGUGCGGUCACCUGUCAAUAUCAAAUAAGAUGUCUAGUAAACAUUAAUUAUCAGGCUUAAUCCUGACAUAUGUCUGGUUACUCAUCCACAGACUAUAUAAACUGUCCUGCAAUCUUCCUAAAACACAACCAGAGCUCAAGCAUUCUUGAUUCUACUCACGUUUCUGCACUUUAAGUGAUUAAUCAGAUCAGAAUGAAAAUCAUCAUCAUUUUCGGACUUUUGGCGACUGCUCUUAGCGAAACCAUGUUUCAGAGAGGCUUUUCCAACGAUGCACAGCUCGCAAAUUUUAAAGCUCUGGACCUUAAUGGCGAUGACAGUAUCCGUAUGAGUGAAGUGUUCACUGUGAUGAGGAGAGCUGAUACGAACGAUGAUGGACUGUUGAGCUUUGAAGAGUUUAGAAAUUUAGAUCCUCCAGAUGUUCCUCCUCUUCAAACUCAAAUCGCCUUUAACCUUAUGGACAAUCUCGACUCCAGCAUCGAUGGCCUGAUCGAUUCACCAAUCACUUGCAUAUAUUUCAGCCUCUUGGAUGUGGACAACAACAGGAAAGUAACUUUUCAAGAAUAUAAAAACCUCACUCAGCAGAUGCACAACCACCAAGAGCUGAAGGACAUCGGGGGAUGUUGACAAUCUGUUGCGAUGAUGUGCAAAAGAAGCUCCAAAUAAAUGGAAAUUUUGUCCAAAAAAAUAGCAAAUUUAUGUUUGUUUAUUUAUUUAUUGUGUCUUUUAGGGGUGUAAUGGAUUUUUGAAAAAAUAUCUGCAUUUUCAUUUCUGAUGCUAGUGUUUUUAUUUUACUUUUUUUAAUUUUCUGUCUUUUUAAUGUCUCUCUAGCAUUUCAUUCCUAACCUCUGAUGUUUUUAGAUUAUAAAAUUACGGUAGCUGAGCUAACAAUCAAAACUGUUUUUUAAAAAUAUUUUAAGCAGUUUACAGCAUUAAGAUUUUUAACAACCAAAAAAACCCCAAUAACGACACAAAUACAA
This is a messenger RNA of Pomacea canaliculata, 1186 nucleotides long. RefSeq lists its product as uncharacterized. The coding region runs from base 402 to 833 and encodes 143 amino acids. The record is from RefSeq and is a predicted model, not a curated record. Gene Ontology annotation, molecular function: calcium ion binding. The transcript has 6 exons. NCBI's taxonomy places the organism in Eukaryota, Metazoa, Mollusca, Gastropoda, Architaenioglossa, Ampullariidae.